Messenger RNA from Portunus trituberculatus (swimming crab), 3222 nucleotides. RefSeq names its product death-associated protein kinase related-like. Bases 649 to 1644 code for a protein of 331 amino acids. Gene Ontology annotation, cellular component: nucleus. The transcript is spliced from 7 exons. Gene Ontology annotation, biological process: protein phosphorylation; positive regulation of apoptotic process; intracellular signal transduction. NCBI's taxonomy places the organism in Eukaryota, Metazoa, Arthropoda, Malacostraca, Decapoda, Portunidae. Gene Ontology annotation, molecular function: protein serine/threonine kinase activity; ATP binding. The record is from RefSeq and is a predicted model, not a curated record.
ACAUAUAAACUCACAGAAAGAAAGAAACAAACAAACAAAGAAAGAAGAUAAAUGACAAAAAACGAAUGAAGGAAUUUAAAGACCGUUGAAAAAUUAGUGUGUGUGUUCGUGCGUACGUGUGUGUUCCGCCAAUUAGCUUGGAACAGCCCCCGUCAAGGAUACGAGAGAGAGAGAGAGAGAGAGAGAGAGAGAGAGAGAGAGAGAGAGAGAGAGAGAGAGAGCGUGUGUUUUGCAUCAGCUGUGAGAGGAAGAGACAAGAGGAGGAGGAGCAGAGGAAGAGGAGAAGGAGGACGAGGACGAAGAAGAAGAGGGCAAGACUGAAAGUAAAAGAAGAAGAAGAAGAAGAAGAGGAGGAGGAGGAGGAGGAGGGAUUAGAAGAAGAUAGAAAUAAAUGAAGAAAACAAGGAAAAACUAAAACAAAACAAAAAACAAUAAAAUAAUAAAUAAAACGGUGAAGACGAUAAAAAAAGAUCAACAAAAACACAAAAAUAACCAUAAAUUGAAGCAAACACUAAAGAAAACAAAGGAAAAAGAAGAAAAAAAAAUAUACAAGACAUUUCAAACACACACACGCAGAUUCCCACAUCCUCCCAAUACUCCCACGCCCUGCCAGCCCCUCCUACGUCAGUCAGCCACGCCCACAGCACCAUGAAGAGUGUGGGCGCGGGCGUGGUGCUGCUGGACACACACGGGGGUUACCUGGACCUCACACCUGGCGCCUUGGAGCAACUCAUUAGCAAAGAACCAAUUAAUCACCAUUAUGAAGUGGAACAGACCCCAUUCGCCAGAGGCAAAUUCGCGGCCGUCAGACGCGCGCGAUGCCUCAGGUCGGGCACGUGGUACGCAGCCAAGGUCAUGAGGAAGCGAAGGAGGGCGCAGGAUGUCCGCCAUGAGAUCCUACAUGAGGCUGCUAUAUUGCUGCUGGCUCGCCCCUCUUCCCGCAUCGUCUCCCUUCAUCAGCUCUACGAAACCACCUCUGAGAUUAUUUUAGUCCUAGAGUUGGCGGAGGGCGGGGAGCUGCAGAGGGUGAUAGACGAAGAGGAGAGCUUGGGUGAGGAGGCAGUGAGGCGCUACAUGACCAACAUCCUGGCCGCCUUAAGGUUCCUGCACGCCCACAACAUCGCCCACCUCGACCUCAAGCCUCAGAACCUUCUCCUCAUGGGCCAGCAUCCAGGAAGCGAGGUGAAGCUGUGUGAUUUUGGAAUAUCUCGCAUAAUUCUCUCGGAUAUUGAAGUGAGAGAGGUGCUGGGAACGCCGGAUUAUGUGGCCCCUGAAAUCCUGCAAUAUGAGCCCAUCAGUUUGGCGACCGACAUGUGGUCCGUAGGGGUACUCGCCUAUGUGCUGCUGACGGGACACUCGCCCUUCGGAGGCAACACGAAGCAAGAGACCUUCCUCAACAUCUCGCAGGGCCACGUGGACUUCCCAGAGGAGCUUUUUGAAGGCGUCUCAGAACCCGCCAUGGACUUCAUCACUAGACUCUUGAUUGUGGAACCUGGAUGCCGAAUGAACGUACAGGAAGCGAUGGAACACGUGUGGCUUAGCUCUUUACAGCCCCCAGCACGCCCUGCUCCACCCCCCACACACACGGUCCCUUCCAGCCCCUGCACCCCUGUCAAGACCCCUCCCUACUCCUCAGCCUGUUAGUCCUAGUGGUAUGGCCUCCUACCACUACAUAUCCUCCGGUAGCAGUAGUAGUAGCAGUAGUAGUAGUAGUAGUAGUAGUAGUAGUAGUAGUCAGCCAACCACACCUCCAUCUAGACGUGUUACGAAUAAGGAAAACAACAGGAAUAUGAUGAACAAAACUGAGACUGUUAUCCCUGCCGCCCCCACUCCCCUGCUAAGCCACGCCCCCGCACCCCCCACACCCCCCACCAAGACAAGGGGAGAAGGGACGGGGAGGGGUCAAGGAAGGUACAAGCCACAGGGAAGGAGAAUAAAGAGGUGAAGGAGAAGCACAGAUCAUCGCCACUGUGUCUCCGGCCUAACUGUGACCUCAACAGCCCCGGUGACCAAAGUGUGGGUCAGGACAGGGGUCAGUUAGUAUUAUCCUGGAGAAGAGUAUUAUCUGUUGACCUUUGACCUGUGACCUUGUGUGAUGUAAGAAUGAGAUCAUUUUUUUAUCAUUAUUUUUUUAGUUUUGUUUAGUUUGUCUUAUUUUUAAGGUCUUCAAGGGUGUUUUUGUAAAGGUCCCUGGUCCAGUGAGUGUGCAGUGGUUCAACAGGUUCUAGAGGAGGUUAUAGUGAUUUUCAAGGGUGCUUUUGUGGUUCCAGUGCAGGGGGUCACAAGAUCUCUAUGGGGUUCUUAAAUUGGUGACCUGAUAACAUCCUUUGCAUUACCAUUGGGAUAUUGAGUUUGUCAGUCACUACAACACUGCUCGAUGUGAGACUACUGGGGGUUCAAGUAGAUGGUCUUAUCACUCAGGGGAAUUACUAACCAGAAAAGCAUUGAGAACCUGUGCUAGUGGGGUUUUCAAGGGUGGUAUUGUGGUUUUAGUGACAGUUUAAAAGGAUCUAGUGGAAGUUAUUGGCUUUCAUGAUUCUGUUGUUGACAAGCACAUCUUUAAAGCAAGAAGCAAAAACACCCAUGAAAAUAUGUGAAGCCAUCUUUGUAGCCUUAAAAAACAGUCCUAACAAGGGAGACCAAUGACCUUACCUGACCUUGAUCAAUCCAUGCCACUGUCUCUUGCUCUAAAAAGAAAAAAAAAGGUCAAACAAGAGACUAGAUCAUUCCCUUCAUGCCACUGUCUCUUGCUCUAAAAAAGGUCAAAUAAGAGACUAAUGACCUUACCUGACCUUGAUCAUUCUCUUCAUGCCACUGUGUCUUGCUCUAAUUAAAAAAGGUCAAACAAAGACUAACUUGACCUUACCUGACCUUGAUCAUUCUCUUCAUGCCACUGUUUCUUGUUCUAAUUAAAAAAGGUCAAACAAGACUAAUGACCUUACCUGACCUUGAUCAAUCCCUUCAUGCCACUGUUUCUUGCCCUAAUUAAAAAAGGUCAGAGACUAACUUGACCUUACCUGACCUUGAUCAAUCCCUUUAUGCCACUGUCUCUUGCUCCAAUUAGAAAAAAGGUCAAACAAGACUAAUGACCUUACCUGACCUUGAUCAUUCUCUUCAUACCACUGUCUCUUGCUCUAAUUAAAAAAAGGUCAGACGAGAGACUAAUGACCUUACCUGACCUUGAUCAAUCCCUUCAUGCCACUGUCUCUUGCUCUAAUUAAA